AUGGGACUUGAGAGGAAGAGGAGGGGGAGGCAGGGGGAGGAGGGGGAGGAGGGGGAGGCAGGGGGAGGAGGGGGAGGCAGGGGGUGGAGGGGGAGGCAGGGGGAGGAGGGGGAGGCAGGGGGUGGAGGGGGAGGCAGGGGGAGGAGGGGGAGGCAGGGGGAGGAGGGGGAGGCAGGGGGUGGAGGGGGAGGCAGGGGGUGGAGGGGGGAGGGCGGUACUGGGCUGAAAACUUUCUCUCUGCAGCAGCUGGAGCGAGUCUCGGCUUCAACUCUGUCGCAACAGCUUUGUUUUCCAGAUGACAAGAGACCUGAGAACCCCGGACCCGAGGACUGA
Knipowitschia caucasica is the source of this 333-nucleotide messenger RNA. NCBI's taxonomy places the organism in Eukaryota, Metazoa, Chordata, Actinopteri, Gobiiformes, Gobiidae. The record is from the annotation of a GenBank genome assembly.